Messenger RNA from Lycium barbarum (goji berry), 2031 nucleotides. RefSeq lists its product as uncharacterized. Bases 1 to 2031 code for a protein of 676 amino acids. The record is from RefSeq and is a predicted model, not a curated record. Lineage: Eukaryota; Viridiplantae; Streptophyta; Magnoliopsida; Solanales; Solanaceae. The transcript has 8 exons.
AUGGCGGAAAGAGAUACUUCAAGUAGGAAUACUCGAGGUAGUCCUCAUGCUUAUGAUGGUCCUAGUUUCUCUUUGGGAUUUUCACAACAACAACUUCCAAUUGCAGGAGAAUCUGCUAAAAUUGCUGCUGAGAGAAGAAGCAAGAAGAUUCAUGACCCAUCAAGGAUGCGUCAACUUCCUCCAACUGAAGUUCCAAAACGGAGCAAGCCAAAAGAUGAUGUACCAGUAAAAAAAGGUUCUAAAGUUGCUCAACAAAAUAAGAGAAAAGUAACCAAGCCUUCUUCUGACGUUAAGGGUAAAAAUGUUGUUAAAGAUGUAGAUCUGGAAGAGGAUGAACAGGAAACUAAAUUCUAUGUUAGGAGUCAUCCUGAAGAGGCUCCAUCGAUGCAACGGUACACUAAUAUCGAGAGUAAGCUAACUGUUCCACAGUUAGAGAUCUUUUCCAAGACAAUAUUUAGGAAAUUCCUCGGAAUGCAGCACCUGGAGGUUCAAGCACAGAUUUUUAGGUGCUUCAUGGUAAGAGAGCUCAAGGAGAGCACUUAUGAUUGCUUUACAAUUGAUAUAAAUGGUACCGUAUUGAGAUUUACCAUGAGAGAACUUGCCCUUAUGAGCGGGAUAAAUUGUGUAGCCGAUGAAGGUGAAUUUACAUACGAUGAGGAAAAAUCGAAUAGGAUUAUGGAUGUAUAUUUUGGUGGAACUAGGAGUAAAGUAAAAAGAUUGGAGUUCAUUGAUUGCUUUAAGAAUAAGUGUUGGGGAGAUAAUGAUGAGGACGCUGUUAAGUUUGCAAUUUUGUUUUUUAUAAAUACAUACAUCUUUUGUGGUGAGCCUAGGAAAACGAAUAUACCAAGGGUUCAUUUUGAAGUGGUUGAGGAUGGAAGGUAUGUAGAUUAUACAUGGGGCAAAGAAGCUUUUAAUGAGUUGAUUAGAAGCAUCAACAAGAAGUAUUCUGCCACAACACAGUAUUAUAGGAUCCAUGGGAUGCCACUGGCUAUGCAAGUUUGGCUUUAUGAGUGUUGUUCAAGAGUUCCAUCGUAUCUCUCUAUUAAAUCCGUAAAUUCCAUUCCAAGAAUGUUGAAUUGGAGGUCCAUCGACAGUCAGCCAAAAUAUAAUAUUUUGAUGGAAGACAUUUUUAGAGACGGCAAACAGUCGAGAUGUACAUUUGCAAAUACAAUCUCCACUAGCAGUGAGUUGGAGAGCCUCCAAUUGCCCGAUGUUGUUGUCUGUCGAGAUAUAGUAGACAAAAAUGUCUUAGUUGAUGCCAAUGAAGAUUCUCCACCUUCAAAGAGACGCAGACAACUUCCUACAAUAGCUUCCACAUCUAAGAAACAACAAAUCCACACCAAACCACAGACAACUGUGAAGAAGAGUCACAAGGAUCAAAAGGUUGCUCAAAAGCCUAUUUUACAGAAGUCUGCUUCACCAAAGUUGAAUGAACAAAUGAAUAGACCCCAAAAUACCACAGUCCUACGUGAUGUCCCUACUAUAUCCAUGAAAGAGGAAAUGCAAUUGCUAAGGAAAGAUUUUCAAGUUUUCAAGGAAUCAGUCGUUGGUGAGUUCACAAGUGAGUUGUCCAAGCUUCGAACUUUCAUGGAUGACAGCUUCAAGAAGCUAUUUGAAGCAAUCAAGGUGAACAAUUCUGCGGACAAGGCUGCUGAUAGUGAGGCGCCGGAGCAUCAAGAUGAUGCUGGGCUACAGUUAACGCCUGAAGAAAACUUACGUCAUGAUUCUACCAUUCAAACAUCUCCUCCGAAACAUGAUGAUGAGUCAAUUAAGGGUGUUGGACCAAAGUUACAUGAGGAAGUUCCGGAAAUUGUAGUGACCGCCGGAAAUUUAAGAGCAGAUACACGUAAAGCUUCAUCUGAAGAGAUUAAUCGAGCGGACGAAGGAUCUUUCAACUCAACAGAGGGAAUGGUCGCAGAGAUGCUCAUUGAGUUGCCUCUAGAAACUCGUGUACCAGAAGCAGGUGCGGGAAUACAACCCGGGGACAUCACUGAUCAUUCAAUUUUUAGAGACUCCACACAGAUUCAAUGA